AUGCCGUGGCCCUCGGCUGCCGCCGGACACCAGGAAUCACAGCCGAUGCCGUCAGAUCCGGGAGAGCGCAGGGGUCUGUUCUCGUGCUUGUUCAGCGAGUGCGACGCUCCCCCCUUGGACAAAUCGAAUUGGGACGCCGAUCUCCUGGAGCUCCUCCUCGACUUGCACGAGGAGGCGUUCGGCCGGCUGCCUGUCCAUGACAUGCCGGUGGAAGCCGCCGACCAGUUGGCCGUAUCCAUGCGCGAAGGCGGCCUCUGCCUCGGCCUCCUCGACCCCGUCACCAACAUCAUCCUCAACACUGUCGCCCUCCUCCCGCGCGACUUCGUGGACAUGGCAAAGCCCGAUAGGAGGAGGUCCAAGAGGCUGGCCGCCGACAGGGUGCAACCCAGUGACUACAGCAGCUGGAACACCAGCUGGGUUUUGCCAUCCUCCGGCAGGGUUACCUGUGGGCCGUCCACCCGCAGGGCUACAUGGUACUCUAUUGCUGGGGCGUCCCGCCGGGCUCUCAUCAGAUUCAUGGUUGGCUACUUCGGAUGCCUCAGCGAAGAACAGGCCACCCGCUACCUCCACUGGGCACGCGCCGAUGUCGCCCUCGCAGUCCAGCUGGUCGAGCACGAUCUACACGCUGCUGCUGUUUCACCACCCGACCCCGCCUCUGAAAGGACGCAAGCCGCCUUCAAGUACGCCGCAAGCUGUGGGCGGCGGCACCCUGCGCCUGAUGACCUGGUGCGGCUCCAGGCGUCACCCCUGCCCAAACAGUGCCUCCGCGACUCCGCCCCCUUGCUCGAGAAGGGAGGGCGCAAGCUCACCGUCGAUGAUGUCAUUGCCAUCAUGGAUUUGCUGCGAUACCAGGUCGGUGCCCCCUUGGAUCUUCAGUUCAGCUUGCGGCCAAGCGGAAGAGAGCUACUUGUCUACUGCCGGGACCUCAAGGCUGAUGAAGGGAGACUAGACAUUUCCAACACCCCAAGCUCCGAUGGCUUCAAAAUGUUCACCAUCAAUGUCGAGCGUCAUGGAGACCACUUCGCGGCCCUGCGGUCUCCUCACGAGCACAGAUCCAUGAUCUCAUCCUGUUUGCAGAAAGUCGUGAAAACCGCCAAAGCACACUUCGGCUCUGCGGUCAUGAUCUGUUCUGGCGAUGCCUGCGAAUACACUGGGUCUCUCAGGAUGAGGCUCCACGACAUGAUCCACGGCUUCUAUCUCAAAGUCUUCGCCAUGCUGCCCUCUACGUGGCUCCACCUCAUCCCCCACAUCCUAUUUGCUGGCCACUGCUAUGGCCCCAUGGACCCUGUCUCCAACAUCAUCAUCAACUCCAUUUGCCACCACAUACUGCGCCCGCUCCCAUCGUCAGCUGACUGCAAAGUAGAGGUGUAUGACAUCCUCGACACCCUCUCUAUGCUUCGUGUGGAGGUCCGUUCCUUGGAAGGCCUCAUUGCCCUCGUCCGAGCAAGCUCCGAGUCCCAAUGCUCGACGCAGUGGGCGAUGGAGCACCUCUCCUGCAAACGCUGUGACCUGUCCCAGGAGACGCACACCUCGCUGCAGUUUGCUGACGCAGCCGCAGCCGCUCGACACCCACAACAUGCUGAGCUGGGAUCAUUCUUCGCUUCCCUGGCGCCCGACAGGCUCAUUGACCUGCGGCUCUUGCUGGCCACUAGCGCCGAUGGCAGGAUCUCCUCUGAGUCUCUUGGGGAAAUAAUAUCCACUCUCAAACAAAGUGCACUGCUGUUGGUGGCUCCCGUAUCUCCCAAUGCGGCUGAACUGUGCAACGAGGCUAAGGAGACUCUGCUACAGAAG
Triticum dicoccoides is the source of this 1791-nucleotide messenger RNA. RefSeq lists its product as uncharacterized. The record is from RefSeq and is a predicted model, not a curated record. The annotation marks the transcript as partial. The transcript has a single exon. NCBI's taxonomy places the organism in Eukaryota, Viridiplantae, Streptophyta, Magnoliopsida, Poales, Poaceae.